Messenger RNA from Chelonia mydas (Green sea turtle), 11265 nucleotides. RefSeq names its product BAH domain and coiled-coil containing 1 (gene BAHCC1). Gene Ontology annotation, molecular function: chromatin binding. The transcript has 30 exons. Lineage: Eukaryota; Metazoa; Chordata; Testudines; Cheloniidae. Bases 988 to 8865 code for a protein of 2625 amino acids. The record is from RefSeq and is a predicted model, not a curated record.
AGGUGAAAAACCAGCCGCCCCCCGAGAGCAGGGAAAGAGGGGCCGGUGCACCGCCAGCUCCCGCCCGCCCCGAGGGGAACGGGGGCUGGGAGGAAUGUGCUGAGCCGGGCGCGGGGGGGGGGGGGGGUCCCGGCUCCUGCCUUCGCUUCUUCUUUUCGUGUGUGCAGAAGUCCGAGCAGCAAAUCUCUGUUUCCUCCUCUUGUUUUGCGCGGUGCGAUGUAGGGAUUUCCUCUCCCCUCCCCCCAGCCCGGUUGGCUUCUGCAGCUGCAGCGGGGACGUUACUUUGUCUUGAUCCCAGCAGACCCGGCCGGCUGCCAGGGCGAGGGCGCGAGCUCCGGGCCGGGGGAGCCGAGGGGCAUGUAGCCGGGGCGAUGCGCGCCGCAGCCGCACCAUUUGCAUUUGCCAAGGCGGCCGAGCAGGAAGAAACGGGAGUUACCCCGGCCCGCGCCGCGCACCAGGCAGGGCCCGGCCGCCGGCGGCUCCGCUCCUCUCCCGGGGAAGGGGGAACAUGCGACUCGGCCCCAAGAAACCCAAACCCCGCCAGGCAGGUAGGGGACCCUGGCACCGGAGCAAAAUCAUAAAAUAAUCCCAGCCGAGCCGGCCCCAGGACGCAGCUUCCAGCUCCGCCGUGGAAAAAUCCGGGAUCCGGCACCAAAACCCCCCAAGAGCAGCAGUUUCCGCUUUCGGGAGAGUGAGCGGACGCAUCAAAGCAGCAGCCCCCCGAAAUUGCCCUGCGUCCGAGGCGUGUUCCACCGGCCCGCGCUGCACGCCGGCUUCGGGGUCUCCAGCGGCCCCGGGCUCUGCCCUGCCCUGGAUUUGGGCUUAUCCCGCAGAUCCGGCCCGGGAGGCGGCGACCUGGCGAGGAUGAGCCGGGACGCCAGGAGCAGAAGCGGGGCCCGAGCCCGCCGGAGCCCUGAAGGACGAGCGCUGCCCCGCUGAGACACCGCCGCUCGCCCGCCCGCCGGGGUGCGUGCAGCGGGCCCCGGCAUGGAGGGCCGCGAGUUCGCGCCCCCGCCUCACCUCCUCGCCGAGCGCGGCAGCGUGGGCCACCGCAGCAGCGCCGGCCGCCUGGCCGCGUCCGGCCACAGCCCCGUGCAGCACCCGGGCCACUUCCAGCCGGGCAAGUUCUUCCCCGCGCCCAUCUCCAUGGCGGCGCACACAGCAGGGAGUGGAUUGAUGGGGAACACGCCUGCCUCGUCCUUCAUGGGCAGCUUCCUCACCAGCAGCCUGGGCUCGGCCGCCCCCACGCAUCCCACGGGCCCCGCCUCGUCCCCCUCGGAGCCGGCCUACCGGGGCCCACACUCCGGCACCUCCCAGAUCUGGUUCUCACACUCCCACGAAGCUCCGGGGUACCCCAGGUUCUCGGGGAGUCUGGCCUCCACCUUCCUUCCCAUGAGCCAUUUGGAUCACCAUGGAAACAGCAACGUCCUCUACGGCCAGCAUCGGUUCUACGAAAGCCAGAAAGAUAACUUCUACCUGCGGAACCUGCCAGCCCAGCCCACCCUGCUGUCAGCCAACCACAACUUCCCCAGCAUUGCCCGGGCAGCCCCCGGCCACCCCAUUGGGUCCUGCAGCCGUGACCGCGAGGCCAGCCACGGGCUGAAGAGCCACAAGGAAUACGACCGCUACCUCCUGGCCAAGGAGAAGGCGGGCAAGGGGGAGGCCAAGGAGAGGCCGGCGGAGGAGGACGUGAAGGAGCGGCACAAGUUGGUGCUGCCCAUGACGCCCGAGGGGCACUGCAAGGAGGGGGUUCACCAGAGGAGCUCGUGCGAGAACCGGGCCAAGCACCUCAACUCCUGCCUCCUGAGCUCCAAAAUGCUCAAUGGUGACGCCCACAAGGCCGUGCUGCCCAGCUGCACGGGCGGUGCCCUGCCCCGGCACGCCGGCACCGCCAUGGCCCAGAGCCGCUGCCCCAAGGACGUGCUGAGGUCGGAGCGGGAGCUGGCUCCCCACGAGUCGCCCCAGCCCUACAGCGAGUGCCUGGAGCGGCGCCAGAUGCUGCACCACUCGGUCUCCUACACCGUCCCGUCCAGCCUGCCCGCCAUCCCGCCCCCACUCAGCACCUCGGCCGCCACCUUCCCCUGCCUGCAGCUCCACUCCAGCCCCGACGGGCUGUGCCCCUUGCAGGACAAAGCCGGGCGCGAGUUGAAGCUCAGCGGGGCCACGUUCGUGCCGUCGGUGGGACACUUAACCGACAAGAGCCGGUCUUUCCAGGUGGCGUCCGAGGCCUGCAGCCUGGAGCGCGGCGAGGCCAAGGAAAGGCACGAGAUGGGCUCGGAGCACACGGGCGCCUACAGCAACUCCUUCCACCAUCUCAAGGUGGAGGGCAAGGCGGAGCGGAGGCUGGAGUGGGCGCAGGGCUCCAACGCCCGGCUGAAAGGCCUGGAGUACCUGAACAGCGGCGGCUCCGAGGCCCCCUUCCCCAGCCUGCCCCAGGCACCCAAGGGUGGCCUGGAGAAAGGCAGCUACUUCGAGGUGGCGCCGUCUCAGGACUGCUCCCGCGCCAGCCACCAGGACGCCCUGUGCGUCAAACUCAGCCAGUCCUGCUGCACUUUAGACAAGGGCUCCAAGGAGUGCCAGGGCCAGAGCACACAGAAGGUGGCGCGGAUACGGCACCAGCAGCACGUGCCCCCGGAGCUGGAGCUGGCGGGGAGCGGCUCCGAGGCCAGGAGGAAGUCGAUGGGCUACAACGGAGCCCCCCUGCCCCCCUGGGGCAUGCAGGGGCAGGGCGCGCCCAUGCCCAUGGGCGAGGAGAGGAAGAGCUCCUAUCUCGACCCCUUCAGCACCAGUUUGCAGCAGGCUGCAUUGAUGACUCAGGGCUCGGUGCUGAGCCAGGAUAUGCAGAGCCCCCCUGACGAGGUGUCGGCCAUGAAGAACCUGCUGAAAUACAGCAACCAAGCACUUAUCGUGGGGCAGAAGGCUCCCUUCGUGGGGCUGGGCACCCUCAAGGGCAGCUGCGCCCAGCAGGACGGGAAAUUCCCGGUGGGGAAAGGGCAGCAGGAGCUGGAACGGCCGGACUGUGCCCGCAGCAGAGACCACGAGCUGGCCCACGGGGAGGGCGAGGUGCGGCAGCCGCCCGUGGGCAUCGCAGUGGCGGUGGCGCGACAGAAGGACACACUGAGCCGGCCGGAGCCCUCGUACGGCGCCAACUCCAGCCGGCAGGGCCGGGCGACCAUGGGCCUGAAAGCCGGCUCAGCACGACCCAUGCACGUCAUUGACCUGGAGGCGGAGGAGGAGCGGAGCCGCCUGUGCGAGGAGCGACUGGGGAUCACGGGCCGAGAGCUUCUUCUCCAGGAGAACAAAGACCUCGUGGACUUUGCCAGGAUCCACCCAUCCAGCGGCUGCCCGGGCGAUCUCACCCCCCACCUCAUGAUUGCAGGCGGCUCCUCCCUCCAGGCCGGCCAGUUGGGUGGGGACCCCGCAGCCCACGCACACCCGGCCCACACGCACUGGCUGCCCCGGACGCGCAGCCCCUCCAUCUGGAUGGGGGGACACUCAUAUGGCAUCAGCCACCCGGCCUUGCAUCAGAACCUGCCGCCCGGCUUCCCCGCCUCCAUGCCCAGCACCAUGCAGUCCGUGUUCCCCCUUCCCCAGGACCCCCCAGCGCAGCUGGUCAUCCUGCCCACAGAGCCGUCAGCCCACGGCGCCCCCCACACGCUGGCUGAUGUUAUGGACCAGGCCUCGCUGUGGCCGCCCAUGUACCCGGGCCGGGGCCCCAGCUCCCACCUGCAGCACGCGGGCCAGCUCCCCGUCUACUCGCGCUCGCAGUUCCUCCGGCAGCAGGAGCUCUACGCCCUGCAGCAGCAGCAGCGGGCGGCCCAAGCCCUGGAGCUGCAGAGGCAGUCGCAGAUCCAGCGGAAGGCGGAGGAGCAGCCUGGCGAGCUGGAGGAGCCAGGCCACGAGAAGCCCCUCAAGCCGUCCCACAAACCAGUUGCCUUAACGCCCCCCACCAAGGGCCUCUCCUCGGCGGCCCCCUGCCCUGCCAAGCUCUCACCCUGCUGCCACUCGCCCGCCCUGCGGCACCCAUCAAAAUGCCCCUCGGCGCAUCCUGCCGCCCCCUGCACUUUACCCGUCUGCCCGGCGCCCAGCUCGGCCAUUGCCCCGCGCUCCCCGCCCGCCAGCCCCAGCCCCUCGCCCAGCAACAAGGGCAACGAAGCAGAAGACAAGCGGGUGGAGGGGCAGCCACCCAGGGGCUACCCCAAGUCGCUGGAACCAGACCUGCCGCCUGGAUACAGCUACCCCGCCGUCAGCAUGGGCUACUCCUCGCCGCUGGCCGUGCACGCCGCUGAGCCGGCCGACCCCGACACGAUGCAAAGCGUCUCCCCGGCGGCCGAGCCCGAGCAGUCCCGGACGUUCCCUCCCACGGAGGAGCCGUGCCAUGCCAGCGCCACGCUAGAGGAGGCUGGGCGGGCGGCGCAGGGUGCCACGGCCGAGCCCAAGGCCCAGGCUGCCAUGGGCCAGCAUCUCCAUCACCACCUCCUCCUCCUCCCCCCGGGGCAGGCCUCCGGGGAGCUGGUGGGGGCAGCGUCAGGGCGGGGCCCGGUGGCGGAGCUGGGAGAGAUGCCCUACGGCCCAAUGCUGGGGGGGCCCAGCUUGGCCUCGGCUCAGGGAGCUCCGGAGGAGAGCGGGGGCCUGGAGGAGCAGCCGGGGGCAGCGCAGCUCACGGGGGCACAGGCAGGCCCCACCCCGAAGGCCUCGGAGGAUGCAGCCGGGGAGGAGCACGCGGCGGGGCGGGAGGCCGGCUGCGAAGAGGAGCAGGAAGGCGACUCCCUGAGCCUCCUGCGGGCGGGCAGCGGCCUCCAGGGCUCUCUGAGCGGGCUGGACGCACUGAUCAUCGCGGGCAUCGACCUGGGAGACCUCCCGGCCCUGAGCCCACCCAGCGUGGCCCCCCCAGCGGCUCCCCCCUCGCCCUGUCCAUGCAGCUCAGGGAUCACCCUGCUCAGCGAGCUGGCCGACCUGGAGCUCCAGCGGCAGAGGUGUGAUGCGGCGGUGGGAGCAGAGGACGAAGACUUGGUGGCCGUUAACCUUCGGAACCUGGCGACCAUUGCUGCCCUGGUGGAGGCGGCCAGUGAAGAGAGCAGCCCUCCCUGCCUCAGCCCCCUGGCGACCCCCCUGACCCCCCGCACGCGGGGCCUGCGACGGAAAUAUACCUGGACCCCCAAACCCAAACCCGUCUGCCCCCUGAAGGCCGCCAUUGAGCAGCUGGACACGCAGGAGGUGGAGAUGCGGCUGCGGCUGGCGGAGCUGCAGCGCCGCUACAAGGAGAAACAGCGGGAGCUGGUGAAACUGCAGCGACGGCAUGACCAUGAGCACGACGAGAGCUCGCGGAGUCCGGCGCGGCGCGGCCCGGGGCGGCCGAGGAAACGGAAGCACUCCAGCACCCUCGGCACCUUGCGGCAGAACAACGCGCUCAGCAGGGCUGACGGCAGGAAAGUCAAGGCCGUGAAGACCAGCCUGUCCCUCCUGUGCUCGGAGCUGCGGAGUGACGGCGAGCCCAAGAAGAAGCGGAGCAGGAUCGCUGAGGCGACCUACAGCAGCCUCAAGGGCGCCCAGGACAAGGUGCGGUGCAAGAAAAGCAGCUCCCAGAGCAAACUCGCUGCCAAGGCGGCUCACAAGGUCUCCCAGCUGAAGCAGAAAGUGAAGAGCAAAGGGCUCCCAGCGGGCAUCAGCCCCUUCCGCAGGAAAGAGCCCAGCCCCGGCAGCAGGAUCCAGAAGAAACUCUCCAGGGCCAAGAGCGCCAAAGCCGCGGCCUCCACCAAGUACCCGCAGCAGGACCUGGCCAGCCGGGAGACUGCUCACUUCAAAGCCACGCCCAGCGCGGGGGCAGCCGGCGCAGCCCUUUGGUCCGGCAGAACAAAGAGAGGGGCCCGCCUGGGCAGGAUGCAGGAAGGAGGAAGCUGGAGCAGGAAGCGCUCGCUGCGAAGGAGCAGGAGGUGCCAUCCCCGGGGAGCGUCCUCCCCAGACGCAGACUACGAGAGCGAGGACGGUGCCGCCCUGUCGCCCGACGAGACCCUGCCUCCCUCGGUGCCCCCCGCCGUGGUCGGGCCCUCCCCAUCCUCGGUGGUGAAGAUGGAGGCCAAUCAGAAGGCGAAGAAGAAAAAGGAAAGGCAGGGGUUGCUAGGGCCUUGUCGAAUCUCCAGCCCAGAGGGCGAAGUCAAGAUCAAGCGGCGCCCGGGGAAGCCUGGCGCGGGGAAGCUGGAGAAAGUGCCCGCCAGGAGGAAGACAGGGGGCUGCGAGGGGGUUGCUAAGAAGAAGCUGAAGGGGAAGCCCAAGGAGAGCCUGCGGCAGCUGGUGAAAUCCGGCACAGGCAGCCUGGCAGCCAGCAACAGCCCCUUCCCCGGCACCGACUCCAGACAGUUCACACCCAGGGAGGAUGGGGCCAAGAUUUCCAGCGAGCGCUUGAAGAAAGCCACCCGCAAGACCAAGGUGCUGCAGUCGGCCCUGCGGCGGAAGAAUGGGGCGCUGGCCCUGGCCCUCUCUCCCAGGAAUGCCAAGGCCAUCCUCAGCAAAGGCAAGAAGCUGGGCAAGGUGAAGAGCAAGGUGGCCACCAAACAGUGCAAGGGGCGGGCAGUCAGCAAGCUGCUGGAGAGCUUCACCGUGGAAGACGACUUCGAGUUUGACGACAACAGCAGCUUCUCAGAAGAGGAGGAGAGCCCUCGGCUGGGGGCUGAGCAAGGCGCAGCCCACGCGCACUCCUGUACUAUCCGCAAGGAGGACCUGCGGGACGGCCUGCACGUGCUCAUCCCCAAGGAGGACAGUCUGCUGUAUGCCGGCAGCGUCAAGACCCUGCAGCCUCCGGACAUCUACAGCGUUGUCAUCGAGGGGGAGAGAGGAAACCGCCAGCGGAUCUACUCCCUGGAGCAGCUCCUGCAGGAAGCCGUGCUGGACGUCAGACCCCAGUCCAGCCACCACCUCCCGCCAGGCGCCAGGGUGUGCGCGUACUGGAGCCAGAAAUCCCGCUGCCUCUACCCGGGGAACGUUGUGCGAGGUCCCUCCAGCGAUGAGGAGGAGGAGGACCUGGACUCGGUGGUGGUGGAGUUUGACGACGGGGACACAGGCCACAUCUCGGUGUCCAACAUCCGCCUGCUGCCACCGGACUACCAGAUCCAGUGCACAGAGCCCUCCCCCGCCCUGCUGGUAUCCAGCACAUGCCGGCGGACGAAGCGGUCUUCCAGCGAUGCCCCCCCGCCCAGCGAGGCGGUCCCCAGCCUGUGUGUGGACGGGCGUGAGAGUGCCGAGCCAGCCAAGAACUCCAGCAAGAAGGCCGCUGGCAAAGAGAAAGCCGGUAAAGCCGAUGUGCUGGCCAUGGGUGCCAAGGCGCUGCCGCCGGCUGAUCACUUCCUGGGCCGGCGUGGCAGCCCCCUGCUGAGCUGGUCGGCGGUGGCCCAGACCAAGCGGAAGGCGGCCAGCAAGAACCCAGCCGUGCUGCAGAACCUCUUCCAGCUCAACGGCAGCAGCAAGAAACUGCGGGCCAAAGAGGCGCUUUUCCCCGUGCACAGCGUGGCCACCCCCAUCUUCGGCAACGGCUUCGGUGCCGACUCCUUCAGCAGAAUCGCCAGCUCCUACGCCUCUUUCGGUGCUGGCGCCGGCCUGGUUCUGCCCGGUGCCCAGAAGCUCUUGCGGGCCAAGAAGGUGGAGAGGCUGGAGGCGGAGGUGGGCAAGGGGGGCAGGAGGAAGUCGGGCAGCGAGUACCUGGUCAAGCUGGACCAUGAAGGUGUGACGUCCCCCAAGAACAAGAACUGCAAGGCCCUGCUGAUGAGCGAGAAGGACUUUGGGCCCAAGCUGGAGCGGCCCCUGCCCAGCCAUGGCUACGCCCACCCAGCUUUGGUGGGCAAGGACAAAAAGGGGCGGGCCCCCAUACAUCAGCUGCCCAUGGGGCUGGCGCUGCGCAAGUACUCAGGCCAGGCCGACUACGCCCUGAACUGUGACAGCGACUGCCACAGCUCCUACUCCGACAUGGACGAGGACGAGGAGGCCAGCGGGCUGGGCGCCAACGUGCCCUCGCGCUUCAUAACGCGCCUCUCGGUCUCCUCCUCCUCCUCCGGCUCCUCCACCUCUUCCUCCUCCGGCUCCAUUUCCACCUCCAGCCUGUGCUCCUCCGACAACGAGGACUCCUCCUACAGCUCCGAUGACGAGGAUUCCACCCUGCUGCUGCAGACCUGCCUCACCCACCCCGUGCCCACCCUGCUGGCACAGUCCCAGGCCCUGCACUCCAAGAGCAGCGCCCCGCAGAGGUGCUUCAUCGCCAAGGCUGCCGCCGCCAGCGCCAAGGCCAAGCUGAAGCGCAAGGAGGCCCUGAGCUUCUCCAAAGCCAAAGAGUUCUCCCGGAGGCAGCGGCUGCCGUCGGUGGAAAAUCGGCCAAAGAUCUCCGCUUUCCUGCCGGCGCGGCAGCUCUGGAAGUGGUCGGGGAACCCCACGCAGAGAAGGGGCAUGAAAGGCAAGGCCCGGAAGCUGUUCUACAAGGCCAUCGUGCGGGGCAAGGAGACGCUGCGCAUCGGUGACUGUGCCGUGUUCCUCUCGGCCGGCCGGCCCAACCUGCCCUACAUCGGGCGCAUCGAGAGCAUGUGGGAGUCGUGGGGCAGCAACAUGGUGGUGAAGGUGAAGUGGUUCUACCACCCCGAGGAGACCAAGCUGGGCAAGCGGCAGAGCGACGGCAAGAACGCGCUGUACCAGUCGUGCCACGAGGACGAGAACGACGUGCAGACCAUCUCGCACAAGUGCCAGGUGGUGGGGCGGGAGCACUACGAGCAGCUGACCAGGAGCAAGAAGUACCAGGACCGCCAGGACCUCUAUUACCUAGCGGGGACUUACGACCCCACCACGGGCCGGCUGGUGACUGCCGACGGCGUCCCCAUUCUGUGCUGACCCCGUCAGGGGCGAACCAACCACCCCCCGGCCACUCACCGGCAAACACGCAGGGGAAAGGAGCCGGGAACCGGGGCCAGGAGUGGCCGGGCACCCUGGGGCCUUUUGCCUCCCUCUGUGGGUGGGCUGGCCAACGGAAGGGCUGCGCUGACAUCGGGGAAGCUCUCCCAGCAGCACCACCUCUGCCCGUUGGAGCCAGGCCCGGUAAUUAUGCAAACCCCCGCCCCCCAGCGGCACGACCCCGGCAGCUCCCGCGGAGCAGCGACCCGGAUCCCGGCCGCAGGGCAGAGCCAGCCUGGCUCACCAGAGACCUGCACACAGAGCUCUCCUUCCCGUUGGCAGGCACGGAGAGAUUUGAAUUCAAGCCAUACUGUCCCUAGUACCUCGGACUGUUUGCCAGCAGGUAAAGCAGAAAUCAGGUGUAUUAUUCUAUUUAUUUCUCGUGUAAAUAUUGUAUUUCUUCCGGGAAGUUUUAUGGAAACAGAGAAACCGACAGACAAAUGGGGGGCGGGGGGGGUUGCAAUGCACUGUUUGCCCCCAGCCUGGCUGAGGCCGAGGACAGCUGGGGUUUUUUGUACAUAGGGAGGGAGCAGGGAGGGCCCCGGCGCGCUCACCCCGCUGAUGGGACAGCGCCCGCCUGGCCGGACUGUGUAAUAUAGACCCCCUGGGGUGCGCUCCCUCGGUCCUUCGGUGUAUUAUUAUUAUUCUUAUUCUGAUGCUAGUGACCCCGGCGCUCUGUCGGGGGGCACGUGCCCUGUGACGGGGGAUCAGAGAGAGUAUAUAUAUUAUUAUAAACUUGGGCAGUGAGGCCAGGCCACGCUCGGCAGGGAGCGCACCGCCCGAGCUAGCUUCCCUUGGGAACCAAACACGCCCGCCACGCACACGCAUGCAGCCGCCACACGCACAGACCUGCCGCUCCUGCAUGCACCCACGCCCCACACAAGCAGGAGACAGAGCCGGGCUAGGCGUCUCCCUGUGGCUCCCAGCCGCGCCAGGACCCUGGUUAAAGGACGUGGGUGGAUGUGUGCAGACGGUGGGGGGGGGGGCAUUCGCAUGUGGACGUGGGCACACGGAGGGGUGGGCACGUGGAGCGGUGCGCGGGUACUGAAAGGACAAAGCGCAGGGGUGCCUGGCAGCACCGUACCCCCUCUCAGUUGAGGCCGGGCAGCCCCAAGCCUCUUUUCUGAAUCCCAUUAAUCCAUUAAACCAAACUAACCCAGACCCUCUCAGGAGAAGACAUAGGGGCCUGGCCGGAGCCAGCGCUGCCCAAGGGCCGUGGCUGCCCCGAUGCCCUGGUCUGGGGCCCAGCUGGAGCCGAGAUGUCUCUUUCCCCUUUGAGUGCCCUCGGGCCUGCAGCUCUGGCAGUGGGGCUCAGCAACCCCCCAGCAACCCCCCAGCCGGGCUGCUCACGCAGGGCAAUUGGGGCUUUUCUGAAAGCAGAACCCAGUGAGAAGGUGCCCAGGCAGGUGGGGCUGAGUCAGCCGGGAGCAGGUAUGGCACCCUGCUUAGAUCCCAUUGCCCUGGCAUGCCGAGUUAGCCAGAGGGGCAGUGGGUGGCUUCCUGCAGUCAAACCAAAGCACCACCACCCUGCUCACCCACCCCCACGGGGGCUACGCUGGGAACCGGCUGGGACACUCAGGAGCAGGCCCCUGCCGUGGCCGGCCCCUGCGCCUGCUCUGUGGGGGUGAUGUGCAGACAUCCCAGCUCUCCCACCGAGGGGCUGCCAGAAUGUCUCCUACUCCCCCCAUGACAGCCCUGCCCUACAGGGAGGUGGCACCCACUGGGCAUACUACUGGGCUCCGUGUGGCCCAUGCCAGCUCGGGGUAGCAUGGCCCCACUGAGCGGGUUGGGCACCCCCAACCAAGGACCAGACAUCCCCAAGCCCCCGUGCUGCCCCAGGGCCUGGCAGUCUUCCCAACUCCCAGGGCCACAGCAGGGGCUGAUGUAAUAUGUUCUGAGGUGCCCCCGCAACCCCCACUCUCCCAAUACUUUGCUGUCUGUGGUUUCUGCCCACUCCAGUCGGGGACCCGUGCCCUCACUGGGGCAGGGGGACGCUGGCUCGUCCCAGCCCCCCCUAAAGCUCCAGAUAGAUGAGAAAGGAGCCUCCCCUCCCCCCGGUGGUCUCAGAGUAACCCAGAUUCCUGAUGAGCGCGCGAGACGCCCCCCCGGACCCUCCCCUUCGAGUGGCCGUGCCCCCCUCCCCGUGGCCGCGCUAUGCUGUAAAUGUGUAAAGGGCCGUUCUGCGCCGAGGGGAGGGUUUUUUUCAAUGUAAACACUAAAAAACUACAACAAAAAAAGGGGGAAACACCCCAGUUUUCUGAACAGCAGACGAUGUAAAGGCCUUUUAGUAUGGAACUUUUCUAUCGAUAACUUGGCUUAUGAAUAAAUAUAUGAAACCUU